AUGCAGUACUACAGAAGAAGAGGCGACUCGAUCUUCGACAACUUCACCCUCAACCCGCUGCCUUACCCGGUCCUCCUAAUCCUCGCCGUAAUCGCCAUUUUCCUCGGCGGCUCCUGGUACUUCAGCUACGAGGAGCUCGUGGAGUCGACGGAAUCGUCGAUGGGCCUGGGCCUCUUCGUCCUGCCGGUGCUCCUGAUCUUCCUCGUCCGGUGGCUGUCGUCGAUGGAGUCCUGCGACAUGGUUUUUUUCGGGAUGUCGUCGCCGUGGGAUCGCCGGCGGCGGACCCACUACCAGGCUCCGGCGGAAGGGAGCUCGCCGUGGGGGGUCGCGGCGCUGAUUGUGUUGCUGCUGGUGUUGUUGCAGUUCCAGUCUGCUUUCCUUGACAGCUGGUUCUAA
Molecule: messenger RNA, 396 nt
Organism: Linum tenue
Lineage: Eukaryota; Viridiplantae; Streptophyta; Magnoliopsida; Malpighiales; Linaceae
Source: the annotation of a GenBank genome assembly